AUGGGGUGCAACCACGAGGAAUUGUUCCUGUUCUUCCUGAACAGCAGCGAGGCCACUCCAUCCGUACCCCUGCGUGUUCCCCCGGGUAAGGCGACGGCGAAAGGAAAACGGGGCUCCGCUUCCCGUCCUGCUGCUGCGUUUCCCGCGAAGAAGGCUCGCCUACAGGGGCUGACUCCAACCGGUGAUCCCGUUCUGGAAGCCCUCUCGGACAUCAAGAUGUCCGUCGGCGACAUGGCCCACCGCAUCACCGUCCUGGAGGCCGGGGCGGCACCGGAGAUUGGCCUCGCACAAGGUGUCACGCACCCAGCAGUGACCUCCGACCGAGCCGUGGUUCCAUGGAGUAGCCUGGCCUCGGCAGUACCGGCCGCUGCCUCCGGUGCACCGUUCCUGUCCCCCGCGGCUGGCCUGUCGGCGCAUCUCAGGAACCAAAUCAUCGCAGGUAUGGACAUUAACCUUGUUCAGAUACUGCUGGGUGCUACCGACCUGUUGGAUAAGCGUCUGAUAGAUUGCGGGGAUGUGUCGGUAUUUCUGAAAGGCAGCGACCCCAGGAUGUCAAAGAACUUGACUCUGGCCGAAUUCUGCGUGGCGUUUGGUGUAUACCGUGACACCUUGUGCAAGGCGUACCCCGAGCGUCGCGUGGAGCUAGACGACUACCUAGCUUUGAUUGCGGAUCUGGCCCUGCGCUACGGCAGCAGUCUCUUUUACGAGUACCAUAAGUGCAUGUCCGCCAAGGCUGCUCUGCACCUACAGAAGUGGAAUCUGCGGCUGGACUGGUCGGUGAAGGAUCUAGACCUGGUGAGCCGGGUGUUCACAGGGCACAUGCCGAUCUCCUGCUCGGUGUGCGGAUCCCUGGGUCACUCGGUCAAUCUCUGUCCUAGAACCGCUUAUGUGGCGGCCAAAACCGAGAGGACCCAGGAGGCUGUAGGCCUACCUAAGGGUGGUCGGAAGAAGUUACUGCGGGGACGCUCAUCCCCGAGCUGUGUGCCCUCGUCGGGCCCGCCCGGCCCAGAAGGCCAAGUGAAUAAACGAGCAUCAACCCCUGUGAACGUUGAGAGACCCUGUUUUGUGAUGGUUAGCCCAAUAGGCGUAGCCACGCGAAAGUACUCGGGCAAGAAGCGCCUAAUAAUCGAUCUGUCGGCUCCGCACGGCUGUGUGGUGCCUAGUAUAAACAGCCUAAUACCACAUGAGCCUUUUUCCUUGUGCUAUGCAAGCGUGGACAAUGCCAUUCAUAUGAUUAAAAUCGCGGGCGGGUGGCUGGGCAAAGCGGACGUGGUCGACGCAUUCAAAGUCAUGCCGCUCCGCCCCUCCCAAUGGCAUCUGUUCGGCGUACGUUGGCGCGGCAAACACUAUUUCGCUGUCCGGUUAACUUUCGGCUGCCGCAGCAGCCCACGAAUCUUCUGCACACUGUCGGAGGCGCUGUGCUGGAUUCUGCUGAACGUGCGUAAAUUGCCGUUCGUCCUGCACCUACUGGACGACUUUCUGGUGGUGGACUUUCCGUGUUCACCUCCAGCCCGUUGUAUCACUGUGUUGCGGGACACCUUCGACGAGCUAGGCGUUCCAUUAUCCGAUGAGAAGACCGUAGGCCCGCUGACAUCGCUCGAGUUCCUCGGCAUCCAACUGGAUAGCGUAUUGAUGCAGGCCUCACUACCCGCGGAGAAGCUCGAGCGCAUUCGCUCCGUCAUGGGGGCCGCUAGCAGCGCAGUGUCCAUGAGCAAACGUGAAAUGCUGUCUCUGUUAGGGCAUUUAACUUUCGCAAUGCGCAUCAUCCCGCAAGGGCGUUCCUUCGUGUCGCGUCUCCUAGACCUCUGCAAAACCGUGGCUAACUUACAGGACACCCUGGUGCUCGACGUUGGGUGUAGGUCGGAUCUGUCCUUCUGGGCUCUCUUGUGCGCCCAGUGGAACGGGAUAUCUUUCUUUUACAACGACGAGAUAGAAACGUCCGCCGCCCUGGAGUUCUACACGGAUGCUGCCCUCUCGAUCGGGUUCGGGGGUUACCACGGCGACGAAUGGUUCUGUGCCGUGUGGCCCGCUGAGAUACUGUCCCUGCCUCUAGAGCACUAUUCUAGCGCACUCCAUGAGUUGUACCCAAUCGUUAUCUCGUGUCUGUUGUGGGGGCACUUAUGGUGCAGAAAGAAAAUCACAGUGUUCUGCGACAACGAAGCCGCGGUCCACAUAAUCAAUAAAGGAAGGUCUUCGGUGCCCGUAAUCAACCGCCUAGUCAGACGCCUCACCUGGACGUGCGUCCUGGGCAAUUUCAUUUUGCGCGCAGCAUACGUUCCCGGGCUGGCCAACCAAUCCGCUGAUUCCCUGUCUCGUUUCAAAUUGCAGGAAUUCCGCGCGCUGCGCCCUCACGCAUCGCCAUACGGCCUGUCAUGUCCAACGUUCCAGCAAGCCGUACUAGAUUAG
This is a messenger RNA of Hypomesus transpacificus, 2406 nucleotides long. RefSeq lists its product as uncharacterized. NCBI's taxonomy places the organism in Eukaryota, Metazoa, Chordata, Actinopteri, Osmeriformes, Osmeridae. The record is from RefSeq and is a predicted model, not a curated record.